Molecule: messenger RNA, 966 nt
Organism: Cucurbita moschata (crookneck pumpkin)
Lineage: Eukaryota; Viridiplantae; Streptophyta; Magnoliopsida; Cucurbitales; Cucurbitaceae
Exons: 2
Coding region: 217-966 (249 amino acids)
Source: RefSeq, a predicted model, not a curated record
UAUGAAUUCGAAACUCUCCUCCAAAACGCAAUCGGCAUCCUGCACUUUGGCUUGGCUGAGAGAAUAUGAAGGGGGAAGAUAGCGACCUUCCUCCUCGAUAUUUUUCUGGUUCUCUGUUCUUUUUCUGAAUCCUUCCGUGUUCUUGCAAAUUCAUGUUCAUCCAGUUUCUCUAAAGAUGUCCUGUCUGUAGCCUAUUGAAACAAUUCUUCUGCCAGGAUGUGGAAGCUAGCAUCGAACGCCUUCGCUGGCAUUCGAUCUAAGAAUAACUCUGCUGUAUCUAAGCAAGCUUUCUGGGAGUGCUCGGACGACGAGGUGUGCUCGGAAGACAGUAGAGAUGAAGAAUUGGAAUGCCCAAUAUGCUGGGAAUCUUUCAACAUUGUGGAGAAUGUGCCGUAUGUCUUAUGGUGUGGCCAUACAUUAUGCAGAAAUUGUGUAUUAGGCCUUCAAGGGUAUGUGCUGAAACUAGCAACUCGCCAAAUCCGAAUCCCGAUCUUCAUAUCGUGCCCGUGGUGUCAUCAGCUUUCCUUACGGGUCGUAUACAAGGGGAACCUGAAGUUUCCCAGCAAGAACUUUUUUCUUCUUUGGAUGGUUGAGAGCCUUAAUGGCAAUGAGGGAAAACUUGAUCACCCCUUCAAUGGGGAUAAUCAACCAGUUUUUUCUCUGCCUCCAUCCGACGCCGAUGCUUCUCAGAGGCAUUCGUUUUCAGACGGUCGUGUUAGUCGCCACGGAAUAGAGAGGCGACGACGGUUGUUUUCCUAUGAACAUUUAGAUUGCGUCAUCCAUUUAAUCUUCAAGUUUCUACUGGCUGUCAUAUUUGUUCUGAUAGUAGUUUUUGUAAUCCCUGGAAGUGCACUCAUCUUGCUGCUUUACUUGCUAAUAACUUUCCUUUUUGCAUUGCCAUCUUUGCUGAUAUUUUACAUUUCACUCCAUGCUUUGGAAAAGCUUAUGAAUGAUAUAUCUUCAUGA